This is a messenger RNA of Urocitellus parryii (Arctic ground squirrel), 2170 nucleotides long. It is a transcript of the gene Mnmip1, whose product is annotated as SH3 domain containing 21. NCBI's taxonomy places the organism in Eukaryota, Metazoa, Chordata, Mammalia, Rodentia, Sciuridae. Gene Ontology annotation, biological process: actin filament organization; cell migration. The record is from RefSeq and is a predicted model, not a curated record. Gene Ontology annotation, molecular function: protein binding.
CGCAGCCCGUCCCACUCUGCCAGUACUCGCCUGCGGGACGGGCUAGGCUCUGGGAGCCCUGGAAGCCAUGGAGGUCCUGGUCCUGGCUGAAUACCACGCGCAGAAGGAGGAUGAGCUGAGUUUGGCCCCCGGGGACAUCGUCCGGCAGGUGCGCGAGGGGCCAGGAAGGGGCUGGUUGCUGGGAGAGCUGAGGGGCCAUUGUGGCCUCUUCCCCAAGCGCCUGGUGCAGGAGAUUCCAGUGGCUAUGCGGGACGCCGGGGAGACCCGGAGACCGCGCUGCGCGCGCAGCCGAGGUCACCCCGCCAAAUCUCGGGGCCCUCAAAGAUGGUGCAAAGUGAACUUCAACUACAGCCCGGAGCAGGCAGACGAGCUGAAGCUGCAAGCUGGGGAGAUUGUCGAAAUGAUAAAGGAGAUUGAGGACGGCUGGUGGCUGGGGAAGAAGAACGGGCAGCUGGGCGCCUUCCCAUCCAACUUUGUGGAGUUGCUGGGCAAUGGGCCCCCAAGCCUUGGCAACCCAGACAUGUCUUCCAUCAGCCCUGGAUCCCAGCAGCCUCCCAAGCUGAACAGCCAGGCCUGUAACAGCUCUCCAGAAUACCUGCAGACAGUCUUUCAUCCUGAGAUCUGCAGGGUCCUGUUUGACUACCAACCUGAGGCCCCAGAUGAAUUGGCACUUCAAAAGGGGGACAUGGUGAAAGUACUGAAGAAGAACACAGAGGAUAAGGGCUGGUGGGAAGGAGAGUGUGAAGGCAGAAGAGGCGUUUUCCCAGACAACUUUGUCCUCCCACCACCCCCAAUCAAGAAGCUGAUCCCACGGACAGUGAUCUCUCAGGAAUCAGCUCUUAAUAAGGAACCAAGAAAGUUGAUGCCCAAAACAUCCCUCUCUAAUGUCAAGAAGCUGGUGACAGCUCCGUCUGGGCCCAGCAAAGCCAAGACAUCUUGGACACCCACUGGCGAUAGUCAGAAGCGCCCCUCCCGAGACUCAGGUUCCAAGGACAGCUUCCUCAGUGGGGGUCCUGGGCAACCUGGCAGAAAGCACUCCAAAACCCAGGCUUCCCGGCAGCGUCCCAAAUCCAAUCAGGAGGAAGAGCCCCGCCCGGCAAAGCCCCUCUCUGUGAAUAGGACCUCUGCUCUAGAGAAGACUGCCACCCCAGAGAAGAUCCAGCCUCCACAUAAGCCCACCAGCCCGGAGAAGAUCCUAGCUCCUGACAAAGUCCCCAUUCCAGAGAAGACCCUGACUCUGGAGAAUAAGGCCCCCAACCCAGAGAAGAUCCUGGCUUCCAAAAAGGUCCGCAUUCCAAAGAAGACCCGGACUCUGGACAAGGUUUCCACUCCAGAAAAGGUCUUUUCUGUGGAUGAGGCCUGUGCCCUAGAAAAGAGCUUGACCCUAGAGCAGGUGUGUUCUGCAGAAGUCUCCCCUGGAGAUAAUACUAAAUUCCAGCACUUCUCUCCCCCGGAGAGUUUGCAGAGGGCGAAAUCCCUUGUGUCCACAGAGGCUCAAUCCCAAGAGGAGGCUAUCAUGCCAGAGAAGUACCCCCUGCAGCCUGACUCCUCAGAGAGUUGCCUUUGUAUGAUGAAAUAUGGGGAUAGCUCCCCACUCCAGGAUGCGUCCAAGUCUAUGCCUGCCAUUACGAAGCCCCAGACCCUGGAGAAGGCCAAAACCUUCCUGAAGGAGGCACCUGCGAAAGAAGAGCCUACCCCAAAAGAGGAGGAGAUGCCGCUGACAGAAGAGGUGGCUCCCAAAGAGCAGGUGCUCUUUAAAGGGAUAGACCCUGACCCCCAAGCCCCACACACUGUAGAGCCAACUCCAGACCAAGAGACUCCCAACCCCCAUUUCCUAGUAAGGCAAAACUCUUCCGAAAGCAAGAAUGAUGAAGUGGAUGUAAAGACUCUAAAGGAUGAGAUGGGGUCUCUAAGGGAGCUGCUGGGGCUGCUGGAGCUGCAGCUGGAAGGGAAGAUUACUGACAUCUGGGAGGAGCUCAAGAGCGAGAGGGAGAAGCGCCGGUUGCUAGAGGUUCAGCUGAUGCAGAGCAGACCGAAGUCGCCGAAGCAGGGCUUCAAACAUGCGCAGACGCAGACGCACUGAGGUUGGGCCUGAGAGGCGCCACGGCAGGACCUGGGGGGACAUCUGGCUYGGGCCAGCCCGCCCUUGUAUACAGUUUUUAAAAACUCA